AACUGAUUUUUAUGAAUGAAACCAAGUUUCUGGUUUUUAUUCUUUGAGCAUGUUUGCAUUUAUUGAUUCAACAUUUCAAAUCACUUCUUUCCUUCAUUCAAGUAACUCAUAAUAUUUUUUCUUUCAAAAACACCCUGAAAAUCUACCAGGUGUAGAACAGGAUCAAUUGUUCUUGAUAAAACUAGAACCAAGAAUCACUUUCUUCCUCUUCUUUCAUUCUCUUCUCUCUCUGUCAUUUUAGGCCUUGAAAGUAUCCAGCUUUAGCAUUUUGGCUUCCUUCAAUAUAAUCCCUCUAGGCCUCUACCUUCAUUUUUCUCAUUCAAAGUUUGAUUCUUUGGGGAAUUUUGCAAUUUCUGAUUGGUUUUGAGAUUGAAUUUUGACAACCCUUCCUGUUUUUUUUUUUUUUCAAAGCUCAGAAUUGUUGCAAGUUUCAUUCUUUCUGGAUUUUGCAUCUACCUUUCUUUUUCAGCAAAGAAGACCUCAUCAUACCAAUGGUUUUGAAGAUUUUUCCCAUUCUGCUUCUCCUUCUUUUGAACUCCUGCACUGUGGAACCCAUUUCAGAGAAUCACAAUCACAAUUGUCUCAGUAAGAACGGCUCUUCUCUUGCUGCAAUCAAGUUACCUGAGCCAUCAAGCUUCAAUUCUGUUUCUUCUUCAGAAGAAACUGGGUGUAGCUUCUCAAAGUCAGAGAAACUGGGGCAUUCUGGAGUUGAUGAUGAUGAUGAUGUUGAGGGAGAACUUUUUCUUGCAACAAAACAACACAAGCAAUCUAUGAAACUCCACCUGAGACAUCAGCCAAUGAGCAAAGAAGCUGAGGCUAAAAAUUCUGUAGCUGAAUUUGUAGUGAGAGACUUGAUCAGAAUUCAAACCCUUCACAGAAGGGUCAUAGAAAAGAAGAACCAAAACACCAUUUCCAGGCUUCAGAAAGCAAAAGAACAAUCAAAGAAGCCCUAUAAGCCAGAGGUUUCUCCUGCAGAAUAUUUUGCAGGAAACAGUUCCAAUCAUCUUGUGGCAACCUUGGCUUCAGGAGUGAGUCUUGGCUCUGGAGAGUACUUCAUGGAUGUGUUUAUUGGAACACCACCUAAACAUUUUUCUCUGAUACUUGACACUGGCAGUGACCUUAACUGGAUUCAAUGUCUUCCUUGCUAUGCUUGUUUUGAGCAAAAUGGACCAUACUAUGAUCCCAAAGAUUCCACCUCUUUCAAGAACAUAACUUGUCAUGAUCCUCAGUGCCAAUUGGUGUCAUCCCCAGACCCUCCUUACCCUUGCAAGGCUGAGAAUCAGAGCUGUCCAUAUUUCUAUUGGUAUGGUGAUAGUUCCAACACAACUGGGGAUUUUGCACUGGAAACUUUCACAGUCAAUCUUACUGGGAAUAAGCCUGAGAUGAAGCUUGUUGAGAAUGUGAUGUUUGGUUGCGGUCACUGGAAUAGAGGUCUAUUUCAUGGUGCUGCAGGGUUACUAGGCUUAGGGAGAGGACCAUUAUCAUUUAGUUCUCAGCUGAAAUCACUAUAUGGCCAUUCCUUUUCCUAUUGCCUUGUGGAUAGGAACAGCAAUUCAAGCAGCAAGUUGAUAUUUGGUGAGGACAAUGAGCUUCUCAGCCACCCAAAUUUGAAUUUCACUUCUUUUGUUGGUGGGAAAGAGAAAGAGAAUCAAGUUGACACAUUUUACUAUGUUCAGAUAAAAUCUGUUAUGGUUGGUGGUGAAGUGCUAGAGAUACCAGAAGAGACUUGGGAUUUGUCAGAAGAUGGCGGCGGCGGUGGUGGUACAAUAAUUGAUUCUGGCACCACUCUGACAUAUUUUGCUGAACCUGCUUAUGGGAUUAUUAAGGAGGCAUUCAUGAGGAAAAUUAAGGGCUAUUCAAUUGUUGAAGGCUUUCCUCCUCUAAGUCCAUGCUAUAAUGUGAGUGGAGUUGAACAAAUGGAGCUUCCUGAGUUUGGGAUAUUGUUUGCUGAUGGAGCAGUUUGGGACUUUCCUGUGGAGAACUAUUUUAUCCAGAUUGAACCAGAAGAAAUUGUUUGUUUGGCUAUUUUGGGGACUCCUAGGUCUGCUCUUUCAAUAAUUGGAAACUACCAACAGCAGAACUUUCACAUCUUGUAUGAUAUGAACAAGUCUAGACUUGGCUAUGCUCCAAUGAAGUGUGCUGAUGACACUCAUGCCGUCGGAGGAGGAAAAGUCUUGGGGCUGGACUCUAAGUCAGAUUCAUUUGUGGCCAAAUACAUUUCAAAAUGGCCCAAUACUAUUCAGAUUCAAUUUAGGGUUUUACAUUUUGCCUUACUCCUGGUUUACACACACAAAACCAAACCAAACCAAACUUUGCUGCUGCGAUCGUCCUCUCUGCAAUUCCAAAUGGUCGCCUUCAAGUUUCACCAGUACCAGGUUGUCGGGAGAGCUCUCCCUACUGAAACUGAUGUGCAUCCUAAGAUCUAUAGGAUGAAGCUCUGGGCAACCAAUGAGGUCCGUGCCAAAUCCAAGUUCUGGUAUUUCUUAAGAAAGCUUAAGAAAGUCAAGAAAAGCAAUGGGCAAGUGCUCGCCAUCAAUGAGAUCUUCGAGAAAAAUCCUACCAAGAUUAAAAAUUAUGGAAUUUGGUUGCGAUAUCAAAGCCGAACUGGAUACCACAACAUGUACAAGGAAUACCGAGACACUACUCUGAAUGGUGCUGUUGAACACAUGUACAAUGAAAUGGCAUCUCGUCACAGAGUCAGAUCUCCAUGCAUCCAGAUCAUAAAGACCGCCACCGUCGAAGCCAAACUCUGCAAGAGGGAGAGCACCAAGCAGUUCCACAACUCCAAAAUCAAGUUCCCAUUGGUGUACAAGAAGAUUAGGCCCCCAACUAGGAAGCUCAAGACAACAUACAAGGCAUCCAGGCCCAACUUGUUUAUGUAAUUCUCAGUGAAUCACAUUUCCUGCUUGUCAUCUAGAAGCUGCUUGAUUCAUUAGUAAAGUUAGGAAGAGCUUAGAGAAGAUAUUCACAUAGUAACCAACUUCAUUACCUGCAACCACAUCCAGUUUGCAUUCUUUCAAGCUUUGAAUAUUGAGUUUUGGAAUGUUGAUGUCUUAUUCUGAUUA
This is a messenger RNA of Lotus japonicus, 3065 nucleotides long. RefSeq names its product aspartyl protease AED1-like. The transcript has 6 exons. Gene Ontology annotation, cellular component: ribosome. NCBI's taxonomy places the organism in Eukaryota, Viridiplantae, Streptophyta, Magnoliopsida, Fabales, Fabaceae. The record is from RefSeq and is a predicted model, not a curated record. Bases 492 to 2882 code for a protein of 796 amino acids. Gene Ontology annotation, molecular function: aspartic-type endopeptidase activity; structural constituent of ribosome. Gene Ontology annotation, biological process: proteolysis; translation.